CUGAUCAUGUGCUUUAUUUUAAAGUUACCCUUACUCUUUGUUUUAUCAGAUUCACCAAAGAAAACCCUACGAUGCUACGGUCGACUAUUAUGCACUUGGUGUUAUCCUGUUUGAAAUGGCCACAGGAGAAGAAGCAGAAUUAGCCAAAUGCAGGAAAUCACUCUAUCCAAAGAACAUUGACCCUGACCUUCGAGAUGUCAUUGAGAAACUUCUUAAAAAGAAUCCAAAAGUUCGCGGGACAGCAGUAAAAAGACUGCGAGAACACCCCUUCUUCAAAACAAUUGAGUGGAAGAAGCUGGAGGAAGGAAAGGUUACCCCACCAUUGUGGAUGCCAGAGUGCCCAGAAAAAGACACAAAUGAGCAAAUAGGAGUAAAGGAACUGAUUUACUACAGAGGAAAGAACGAGAAGAAAAUUGCAAAUUCGAAACAGAGAUUGUUUGAUGGCUUCAGCUUCAUGAGCAGGAAAUGGAAAAAAGAUGCUGAACAGGAAAUGAAAGAAUGAAGCGGCUGACUUUUGAGAAACGCUCACUAGUCCAAGAGUCUUGUACUGUCUUCAGC
Molecule: messenger RNA, 558 nt
Organism: Rana temporaria (common frog)
Lineage: Eukaryota; Metazoa; Chordata; Amphibia; Anura; Ranidae
Product: probable serine/threonine-protein kinase DDB_G0277449
Exons: 3
Coding region: 116-502 (128 amino acids)
Biological process (GO): protein phosphorylation
Molecular function (GO): ATP binding; protein serine/threonine kinase activity
Source: RefSeq, a predicted model, not a curated record